CUGCCCUCAAGCAAAAGCUAAGAAAAGUCACCAGCCGCACACCCAUUUUUCCAAAUAAACUCGCCUCAAUCGUCUCUUCCAUCACCAACCCAUGUCGUCGGAGGAGCCAUCCCGGAAGCGCAAGCAUCAGGAGGCGACCGCAGCCUCCGCCGCCGCCGUGACCAUCGAAGCCGACCCAUUGGCGGCAAACUACGGCGAGAUCCCGUUUAACGACCUCCAGUCGAAGGAAAUCUCCGGGAAGAAGUGGACGGAGGUGAAGGACCUGACCGCUGGGCUGAAAGUGAAGGACCAGGAGGUGCUGAACAGAGAGAGUAUCAUUGAUGCUGAAGGGAUUGUCUCCGUGCCGGCACAGCCCAUCACUGGCACGACUCAGCAGGCAGGUGAGCCGCUCGUGUGUGUAAAUCAGGACGCUCGUUUGAAAUAUAGAGAUCUUGACUUGCGCACCCGUGCUAAUCAGGAUAUUUUCAGAAUUAAGAGGCAAGUUCAGAAUAUAUUUAGGCAGUUCUUGCUGUCUGAAGGCUUUGUGGAGAUCCACACGCUAAAAUUAAACAAAGGAACACCUGCGUGCCUGGCACAAGCACCUCAGCUUCAUGAACAAAUGUUUAUUUAUGGUGGUUUUGCCCGUGUAUUUGAGAUCGGACCAGUCUUCAGGGAAGAGGAGUCAUCCACACACAGCGAUUUGUGUGAAUUCACAGGUCUUGAUGUAGAAAUGGAGAUUAAGGAGCACUAUUCAGAAGUGAUGGAUGUUGUGGACCGCUUAUUUGUGGCGAUGUUUGACAGUUUGAAUGAGACAUGUUCCAAGGAGCUUGAAGUUAUCAAUAGGCAAUAUCCUUUUCAGAAAUUGAAGUAUUUGGGCAAGACCUUACGGCUUACCUUUGAAGAAGGGGUGCGAAUGCUGAAGGAAGCUGGCGUUGAAAUUGAUCCCCUUGGAGAUCUCAACACAGAAUCAGAGAGAAAGCUUGGCCAGCUUGUACUUGAGAGGUAUGACACUGAGUUCUUUAUCCUUCACCGCUAUCCUUCGGGUGUAAGGCCAUUCUAUACGAUGCCGUGCGAUGAUAAUCCAAACUACAGCAACUCAUUUGAUGGUUUCAUCCGAGGUGAGAAAAUUAUAUCAGGGGCUCAGCGUGUUCACGUGCGCGAGCUCUUGACUGAGCGUGCACAGGCAUGUGGAAUUGAUGUUGAGACGAUAUCUACAUACAUUGAUUCCUUCAGGUAUGGAGCACCACCGCACGGCGGGUUUGUAGUGCGGUUGGAGCGUGUGGUGAUGCUUUUCUGGGCUCUGAAGAAUAUCACGAAAACAAGUGUUUUCCCGCGCGAUCCUCGGAGGAUUGCGCCAUAAUUGUUCUCGUUUUCGGUUUCUAAUAUUCAACUCGCAUUUUUAGGGAUUGUAUAUAGAUUCCUUCAGGUGUAUAUAGUUAUGCAAAGUUUCUAAUUCAGUUUUUAGUUAUAUUUU
This is a messenger RNA of Striga asiatica, 1453 nucleotides long. The record is from the annotation of a GenBank genome assembly. Lineage: Eukaryota; Viridiplantae; Streptophyta; Magnoliopsida; Lamiales; Orobanchaceae.